Torulaspora globosa is the source of this 1929-nucleotide messenger RNA. RefSeq names its product Avt3p (gene AVT3). Gene Ontology annotation, biological process: amino acid transmembrane transport. The transcript has a single exon. The record is from RefSeq and is a predicted model, not a curated record. NCBI's taxonomy places the organism in Eukaryota, Fungi, Ascomycota, Saccharomycetes, Saccharomycetales, Saccharomycetaceae. Bases 1 to 1929 code for a protein of 642 amino acids. Gene Ontology annotation, molecular function: amino acid transmembrane transporter activity.
AUGACGGGUUGUACGAGUCCUGAUCUUAGUUUACACGAAGUAGAUGAGCGUCCCGAGAUGGUUUCCCACAUGUCGCCUAGUGCUUCAAAUGUCUCGCUGGGAUCCCUUGCCGGUCAGGGUGGACUCAACAUCAGCAGAAGACCCAGUACAACAGCAGCACUGUUAAAGAACCCGGCACGUGAUGAGGAUAUGGCUAAGUCGUAUGGGUCUGUUAAUCGUGAGAGCCAGCAGACACUGGAGAUAGUGGCUCGCCAUUUGGUUCAGAGUCCUAAUAAUUUGCAAUUGCAGAGCGGCGACAUCACUAGAGAUCUUUACAGAUGGACACAGGACCACCCGGUGCCGCUUCAGAGCGGCGAUUUGGUACAGCCUGUGCCGCAGCGUAGGCGAAGGUCGAUGAGUUUCUCUGGAGUGUCCAUUCACUCUUCGACGAAUCAAAGCUUCUUGCAGCAGGGGGAGCAGCUGCCGCAGACGGCGAUGAGCCACGAAGAAAUCACGGCGCCCGGUGGGUUCAGAAGAUCGUUCCUGUUGCAGCAGCACCAGCAACGAUACGGGGACGACGCCCCGCCGCCGAAUUUCUUUACCAGGAAUUUUAUCGAGUUUUUGGCUCUGUAUGGUCACUUCGCGGGUGAAGAUCUUGAGGAGGAAGAGGUUGAGGAGGUGGAGAGGUGGGAAGCGCGCGAUAGGGAUGACGAGACUGUGCUGCUGGAUCGUCGGGAAAGAGAGUCGAAACGUCACAAGGCAAGCACUUUCAAGGCGGUGCUACUGCUUUUGAAAUCCUUCAUCGGGACCGGGGUGUUGUUUCUGCCCAAGGCGUUCGACAACGGUGGCUGGGCUUUUAGCGCGGUUUGUCUGCUUGUCUGUGCGGUGGCGUCGUUCAUGUGCUUCGUCUCUUUGAUAGCCACCAAGGACAUGGUGGGCGUCAACGGGUACGGCGACCUGGGCUUGAGGCUCUUUGGGCCCAAAAUGAAGUUUAUGAUCCUGCUUUCGAUCGCUCUGUCGCAAAUUGGGUUUUCUGCAGCCUACGUGGUCUUCACAGCGACAAACUUGAAGGUGUUCUGCGAGAACGUGCUGGGCGUGUACCGUGAUGCUGUGGGACUGGCAGGCUAUAUCUUAUUUCAAACGCUACUGUUCAUUCCGCUGGCAUUGACUCGAAACAUCGCCAAGCUGAGCGGCACGACACUUGUGGCGGACGUGUUCAUACUGCUGGGUCUCAUCUACGUCUAUUACUAUCCUUCCUACUACAUCUUCAAGCAUGGCAUUGCGUCCGAAUCGAUGCAGACGUUCAAUAAAUCGGACUGGUCACUUUUCGUUGGAACUGCCAUCUUCACUUUUGAGGGCAUCGGGCUCCUGAUCCCGAUCCAGGAGUCCAUGGAGAAACCCGCUCUGUUCAACAAAUGUUUACUUGGCGUGAUGGGUGCAGUCACCCUUCUGUUUAUCUCAAGCGCUCUCCUGUGUUACGCAGCAUUCGGUUCCAAAGUCGAAGUUGUCGUUUUGCUCAAUUUCCCACAGGACUCUGCCUUCACCAAAUCCUCACAACUGCUAUACGCAUUGGCGAUUCUCCUCUCCACCCCUCUGCAACUGUUUCCAGCUAUUCGUAUCCUAGAAAACUGGUCUUUUCCUACAAACGCUUCAGGGAAACACAAUCCACGCAUCAAAUGGUUGAAGAAUUACUUCCGAGCUGCCAUUGUGAUCCUCACGUCAUUGGUCGCAUGGAUCGGUGCAAAUGACCUGGAUAAGUUCGUAUCUCUGGUUGGCUCCGUCGCCUGCGUCCCAUUAAUCUACGUGUAUCCACCUUUAUUGCAUUUCAAGGCCUUCAAGGACAGAGGCGCCUCCAAACUUUCACUCGUGGCAGAUCUAUCCAUCGCCGCCAUCGGCAUACUGAUAAUGAUCUAUAAUUCCUACCAGAGCACGUUAAUGUGGGGCUCUUGA